CCAAUCUCGCGUCAAUACAACUUCGACCUGAGAAGACAAACUGUCUCUUGUUUGCACUGGAGAUAUUCGGACUGGAUGUGAUUGUCUCGUUAUUUCCCUCUUCCGUUUGUGUAACAGCCUAUCGUGAUGUGUGCCCCAACUCCACGGUCUCAUCAUUUCGGAGGACGGCUCGGCCCGUUGGAAGGACCACCCGAUCCAAGCGACUGGGAAGCAAUGGAGAGUAGUACUACGAUGGCAGCACGGGAACCAGUGGACCUCAGAGCAGAGACAGAGCGAGCUUAUAUAAAGUACAUCGGGAAAUGGGGACCCAAUUUUUCCAGGACUCUUGACAUCACUGAUUACAAAGGCUGGAAGAACACAUCGGAGGCAGUGGACAGCGUCCUUCAUUUCAAUAAAGGAGCCAUGGUGUUAGAUCUGCAAUCUGGGCCAGGACGUCUCGGGGAAAAGCUGAAGGAGUAUGGCUUUACCAACAUCGAUGCCAUCGAGGGGAACCCAAGGAUGUUAGAGGUUGCGGCCAAGAGAGGAGUUUAUCAGAACUUGAUCCAGUGUGUGGUCGGCUUGGAGGAGAUCAGCAUUGCUGAGAAUACAUAUGACUGCGUCAUGACCUGCGGAUCAUUUCAUGAGCACAAUCUUGACCACACAAUCAUACCGGACAUCGUCAAGUGGAUCAAACCAGGUGGCUUCAUGGUCCUGAACAUCUCCACGGAGGCUUACAAGUCAGAAUACCUGAAGCAACUGGGGCCUACCCUGUCUGCACUCAACGCCAGUGGAAAGAUACGCUUCGUCGUCCUUGACAAACGUUCAAACUACGGAUGUGUUGAUAGUGUUAUAGUUACAUUUAGAGUCAUGUGAACGAAUAAGAUCAGAAGUUGACUUUGACUGACAUUGAAGAGUUACAAUUUGGAUUUACAUUGAAGUGUACACAUCUGGACAGAUUGUACAAUGGACUAUCAGACACUCUCAGGACUGUUUUCACAGCUUUAAUGGAUUUCUCUCCUUGAAUAUGUAUGUAAUGAUAUUUACAACCGCAGCUACUGUACAUCACCACAAAUAAAGCCAGUGGAAUAUUGUAAA
Molecule: messenger RNA, 1074 nt
Organism: Lineus longissimus
Lineage: Eukaryota; Metazoa; Nemertea; Pilidiophora; Heteronemertea; Lineidae
Exons: 6
Coding region: 127-852 (241 amino acids)
Molecular function (GO): S-adenosylmethionine-dependent methyltransferase activity
Source: RefSeq, a predicted model, not a curated record